AUGCGAUCCUUCACGCCCAGCGGCAAAGAUGGGCGUGGAAGCCGCAGAAGCUCAAUGACCAAUAACAGGUUCAGGGCCAGUACUAGCAAUAUUGAUCGCCCCCAAACCACACUGCGACAGUCCAGGAUCGCAUCCUUCCGAUCAAGUACCCAACCAUCCUAUAACCUAUUCACUGGCGAGUCCAACCUACCUCGCCCUGCCUCUCGACAAAGCCACGCCCCAGAAUCUGUCCGCCCCGGCUCGCGCGAAAGUCAUAAGGAGAAUAUGGCGCCCCCCGACGCGGACGAGUACGAAAAGUAUAGGCGGCAGAUCGAGGCGUUGAAGGCGGAGAUCGGAACACUGGAAUACCGUAUGCAAACAACUGAGCAAGAGAAGGAAAUCGCCCUGUCAACAAAUAACGGCAAACUCGAGCAAGCUCGUAGGAGAGAGCAAGAUGAAGCCCAACAGCGACAAGCUGCUGAGGCUGAGCGCCAGAAAGCAGUCGAACAAGCCGAAGCUCUACGAAGAGAACUAGAGGACGUCAAAGAGUCGGUCGAGGAGGAUAAGAAGAAGCUGGAGCGCAAAGCUCGUGACGCAGAGGAUGAGGCCCGUUUGCUUCAGGAUCAGCUUGAGGACCUGUCCGCUGCCAAGGACGAAGCAGCGCGAAUUGCCGACCGUAAAGUCACCGACAUGGAGAUGCAGAUCGCUGCUGCCCAAAAGACGGUUAAAGAAUUCGAGCAGGAGAACGAGCAGCGAGAGAAUAUCCUUCAACAAACACAAGCCCAAUUGGCCGAGAAGGAUGGUCAUAUUGCCAACCUCGAAGCCGAUGUUCUGCGACUCAAGGCACAGAGCGGCGACGCCGAGACGAUGGACAUCAUCAGACAAGAACUUUCCGAACAGGUUCAACAUAUUCGCAACCUCGAGUCUACAAACCGCGAUCAACUCUCCGAGCUUAAGCAUCUACGAGCAUUGAGCAAAGCAGUUGAAGUUGUCGAGGAAGAGAAGCGAAGCCUACAACGAAAACUGGAGUACGCGGAGACGAUUGAAGCAGAGCUUACCGAAGCCCGUAUCCAGCGACAGCGUCUUGAGGACGAGCGAUUGGCCUGGUCUGCGUACCUCGAGAAUGCUGCUGCGGCUGACGCAUCCGAAUUCGACUCACCAGAGGCCGUGGCGAGAGCUCUGGUGGAGGAGCGCCUAAACAAUGCCUCUUUCGUUGAGAAGGUGGGCGCUCUGCAAGCUGAGAUGAGUGCGGCACAGAACACGAUCCAGUCCCUGAACGAAGAGAAGGCUCAGCUCAAGGGCGAAGUCGAGAAGGCCAAGGGCGCUGCCAGCGCAAAUAAUGCCGACAAGGCUCGCGCGCGACUUGAACGACAGCGUGCCAUGGCUGUCAAGGAGGUGGAAUACCUUCGCGCACAGCUGAAGACUUUCGAUGUGGAGGACGAGACGCUUCAACCCGAGAAGUUCGACGAAGCCCGCGCACAACGUGUCCAAGAGCUUGAAGAGCUCGUUGACCAGUACAAGAAGGAGGUUCAGACACUACACACUGAACUUUCAUCUCUUGAGCCUUCGGCAACAGGCACCCCACAGCCAGUUACAGGCAGCAAGCGAUCGAGAGCGGAGGAUGACAGCACUCACGAACAGCUUGGACAGCUUACAAGAAAGAAGCGCAAGCUGGAAGAGGAGCUGACAAAGGCUCAGAACAAGAUUGCUCUAUUGGAGAAGGACGUUUCUACAAGCCGCGAGCAAUUGAAGGCUGCCAAGCAGUCUACACAAACACGCGUCUUGUCGCUCAAGUCAAACCCUACAUCAGACUUUGAAGCGAUCAAGCGCUCUACCCUCGAAGCUCUGAAGAAGGAGAACGAGGAUCUUCUAGCCACACUUCGCGGCAAACCAUCCACAUCCAUGAUUCCGACCUCCGUCCUGUCCGCCAUGGAGCGCGAGAUCACAGCCGCAAAAUCCGAAACAGCAUCCGCCGAGAAGCGAACUCGUCGCCUUAAGGAAGUCUGGGGUUCCAAGUCCCAAGAGUUCAAGGAAGCCAUCUUCUCCACGCUCGGCUGGACUGUGACGUUCAUUCCCAACGGCAAGAUGCGCGUUGAGAGCACUUUCUACCCCUCGCAAACCGACGAGCACGAGAACUCGAUCGUGUUUGAUGGCGAGCGUGGUACGAUGAAGGUUGGUGGCGGCCCGCGAAGUGAUUUCGCGAGAAGAAUUAGUGAUCAGAUUGGGUUCUGGGUUAGGGAGAAGGGAUGUAUUCCUGGAUUCCUGGCUGCGUUGACACUGGAGUUUUAUGAGGAGCAUAGCAAGGCGACUAAGGAGGCGUGA
This is a messenger RNA of Fusarium coffeatum, 2301 nucleotides long. RefSeq lists its product as uncharacterized. Gene Ontology annotation, biological process: mitotic spindle assembly checkpoint signaling; attachment of mitotic spindle microtubules to kinetochore. Gene Ontology annotation, cellular component: mitotic spindle; nuclear envelope; kinetochore. The record is from RefSeq and is a predicted model, not a curated record. The transcript has 2 exons. Bases 1 to 2301 code for a protein of 766 amino acids. Lineage: Eukaryota; Fungi; Ascomycota; Sordariomycetes; Hypocreales; Nectriaceae.